AUGGCCCCUCGAACCAUUUCUCUUAUCGCUUUUCGCAACUCCCCUUCCCAACGUGCCCACUUUGCAAUAUUCGUCCCUUCUGCGUCCAACGCUGAGUUCGGAACUCUGAUCCACGUUAUUGGCGCUCCCAUGGCUGGUUAUCAACUCGAGUUUAAGCGGGGUUAUAAUCUAGCCACAACUCACCAGCUGUAUACCCAAGUUUCGAUCGGGGGGAUCGAUUCGCAACACAUUUCUGAUCUCCCCGCUAAUCUGUCCGCUGGUAUUGCAAUCAAAGACUCCAUUCCCAAGUGUUCGAUGGAAGUUGCAGCAACCCAGGUUCUUCCACCGCGCAUCAGUGAAAACUUUCUAGCUCCCGUUAACGAUACUACCAACAGGAGAUGUCAAGAGUGGACCAUGGACUAUGUUCGCCGUUUAGUCAGUCUCGGGUAUAUCGACCAAAGCGCAAUUCAGAUUGUGCAGUCCGAACGUGACCCCCCAACUCAUGGAGUUGGUCUAAAUCCUGCUGGAGCGGGACGGGGCCGAGGCCGAGGCCAGUGA
Ophidiomyces ophidiicola is the source of this 537-nucleotide messenger RNA. RefSeq lists its product as uncharacterized. The transcript has 2 exons. Bases 1 to 537 code for a protein of 178 amino acids. Lineage: Eukaryota; Fungi; Ascomycota; Eurotiomycetes; Onygenales; Onygenaceae. The record is from RefSeq and is a predicted model, not a curated record.